Myotis brandtii (Brandt's bat) is the source of this 786-nucleotide messenger RNA. RefSeq names its product collagen alpha-2(VI) chain-like. The transcript has 4 exons. The coding region runs from base 1 to 702 and encodes 233 amino acids. NCBI's taxonomy places the organism in Eukaryota, Metazoa, Chordata, Mammalia, Chiroptera, Vespertilionidae. The record is from RefSeq and is a predicted model, not a curated record.
AUGGUGCUUGUAGGUGGAAAGGGCUUUCCGUCCUCAGGUUUUGAGACAUUUCCUCAUGGGGGCACAACCAAGAAAGAUAGUGAGGGCCUGAGGAGACAGUGUGGGGCUCUGCACCCCACCCAGGGGCUGUGUGGGGGCUCCAACAACAGGUGGCUUUGGGUACAGCCGCCCAAGCUCCAGCUGUCCGUGUUGCUCCAGUGGGCAGAGCUGUACGUGGCCCAGUGCACCCAGCGGCCCGUGGACAUCGUCUUCCUGCUGGACGGCUCCGAGCGGCUAGGUGAGCAGAACUUCCACAAGGCCCGGCACUUCGUGGAGGAGACUCAACGCACGCGUGGCGAUGCUGCAGUUUGGGGGCCCUCGCGAGCAGCAGGUGGCCUUCCCACUGACCUCCAACCUGACGGUCAUCCACGAGGCACUGGAGAGCGCGCGCUACCUCAACUCCUUCUCACACGUGAGCUCGGGCAUCGUGCACUUUUUUUUCUCACGGAUGGCGUCACGGGCAACGACAGCCUGGACGAGGCCGUGCACUCCAUGCGCAAGCAGAACGUGGUGCCCACCGUGGUGGCCGUGGGCGACGACGUGGACAUGGACGUGCUCUCCAAGAUCAGCCUGGGCGACACGGCUGCCGUCUUCCGUGAGAAGAACUAUGACAGCCUGGCCCAGCCCGGCUUCUUCGACAGGUUCAUCCGCUGGAUCUGCUAGCGCCCCACCCACCCCGGCGCGCACCCCCAGCCCUGCGGGCUCUGUCCUCCUGUCCGUGGUGCUACUCAGAUCCCGCCAAGAGAG